Molecule: messenger RNA, 731 nt
Organism: Carassius gibelio (silver crucian carp)
Lineage: Eukaryota; Metazoa; Chordata; Actinopteri; Cypriniformes; Cyprinidae
Product: zona pellucida sperm-binding protein 4-like
Exons: 3
Coding region: 1-447 (148 amino acids)
Biological process (GO): prevention of polyspermy; binding of sperm to zona pellucida
Cellular component (GO): egg coat
Molecular function (GO): acrosin binding; structural constituent of egg coat
Source: RefSeq, a predicted model, not a curated record
AUGUCUUGCCUUUCAAACUGGAGUCUGGUUAAACCCCAGUGUUGUUCCUCAGGGGAUGAGGCCUACACGUCCUAUUACAGUGACGCUGAUUAUCCCAUCACAAAAGUCCUGCGAGAGCCUGUGUAUGUUGAGGUGCACAUUAUGGAGAGGACCGACCCCAACAUUGUCCUGACGCUGGGACGUUGUUGGACGACUUCAACCCCCAGUCCACUCAGUCUCCCCCAGUGGGACCUUCUAAUCGACGGAUGCCCUUACCAGGACGACCGCUAUCUGACCACACUGGUUCCAGUGACUGGAUCGUCUGGUCUUCAGUUCCCAACCCACUACAAGCGCUUUGUUGUGAAGAUGUUCACAUUUGUAGAUCCAGCCUCACUGGCUGCUCUGCAGGAAACCGUAUGCCCCCCUUUACUUGAACAUCUGUAUAUUUACUACUUGUGGAUUCUAUGACUUGAGCCUCUUUCUUCCCUGUCAGAUCUUCAUCCACUGCACUACAGAGGUGUGCCAUCCAUCAUCUGGCUCUUGUGAGCAAAGCUGCACCAGGAAACGUGAGUUCUUGCUCUUGACAAGAGGAACUGGGCAUUUUAGAAGUGCAUUCUCACUUUGAACAUCUCUCUUUCAGGAAGAGACACUCGUAUCAAGGCUGUCUCUGGGGAGCAGACUGUGGUUUCUAGUGGAGAAGUUACUCUGGUCAUGUAAAUCUAGUGUUUUUAAUAAACUUUUCAGAACCCUUA